AUGCGUCAGGAAUCCGCGAAAGACUCGGAUACACAAGAAGUCGACAUUGCAGCUACUCCACGGACUGGGAGUAACGAACACCGGGGGACUUCUACAGCCAAUUCUGAAGAUUCAGCUGAGCAGACUCUGACCGGAGAAACCCUGUACGGUACAAAAGAAGACUUCACGCGUAAAGAGGCGACAGUAACUGGUUUCAUGGGGCCGACUUCAGAGGUGACUUGGAUGCAGACCAUACUGGAUGGUAACAAUCUCGACGACUUCCCGCCAACCUCGACGCAUCCUCGUCGCGACGCUGAAAGGCACUAUACUGACUCCCAUUUAUCAAGCUCCGGACAACUUCAUGGCAAUGACACAGCCCGUAUGGCGGAGGUGGAUCACUAUUUCACGAUAAACAGCGUAAGUUACCAUUUGGAUGACGCUCCACUUUCUACCUUACAACCUGUCGAACCAUACGACUUGCCACUGGCCGAGACUGCACAGUUUUUGUUCUAUACUUAUCUCCAACAUGCGCACUCAACGUUCCCAAUUAUUGGAAAAUCCACCCUUACAUCACAAUUUCACCGAUUCUUGUCGAAACCCUUUCAAAGACCUCCUGACGUGUGGCUCGCAAUUAUCAAUAUGAUUUUUGCCAUUGCUGCCAGGUAUGCCACUCUUGUUGGGGUCGACCCUGGCGGAAAUGUGGAAGACCAUCUUGUGUACUUCACCAGGGCCAGAUAUCUCGCUAUUGAUAGCGAGACAUUGUUCAAGUUCCCGGACCUGCAGCUCAUCCAGGUAUUUGGGUUGAUGACUUUCUAUUUUCUCUGCACCAGCCAAAUCAACAGAACUAAUAUGAGAAGAGCUUGGGUGUUGAUAGGCAUCGCUAUGUCCCACGCAACGGCUCUUGGCUUGAACUUGCGCAACGAUAGUACCCAAUUAAAAGACCAUUUGAAGGAGAUCCGCUACCGAGUUUGGUGGAGCCUCUAUGUUCUCCAGCAUCGACUCUGCAUAAUUACCGGACGUGUCACUUAUGUCCUCGACCAACAAUGCUCAACGCCGCUCCCAGUUCCCCUCGAAGAGGAUGAGUUUGAUACCGACAGAGGUGUGGAGCUCCUUGCGAAGGAAUCCCAACUAGGGCCUCGAGCACCCUCUUCAAAUACGCGUGUCCCGAACCGAUCGACAUCCACAUGUUCCACUGAUGGAGAUCGCUCUUUUCCACCGCACCAGCAACCCCAAUCGUCGACAACCAUGUCGAUGCCACAAGUUGGAUUAUCCUGGGCAAAAGAUAUCACGGCUAACCCGUCACUUUACUUUCUCCAUCUCACGCAGUUAGCAAGGCUCAGCCAAAGUUUACUUUCUCAGAUUCAGAGCAUUGCUAUUGGUACCCGCCAGUCGUCCCGACUCGAAGAUCUUGGAUUUCAACUUGAAGACUGGGUUCGCAAUCUUCCGUCAGUUUUCGACUUCCGGCGCAACAAUAAGGAACAAAGUUUCCGUGAACUCAGACUUAGUCUAGGGUUCUUCUACUAUGGAACACAGAUGAUAACCUACCGAUCCUUUUUGGACCGAUUGCCGGAUCUAAACCUUACUUGUCAGUCCAAAGAUUCGGAUAAUUUCGACUUUUCAGCUGCCACACAUUGUGUUGAAGCGGCGAAGGCUAUAAUCCACCUCGUCCCUGACGACUCCAAUGCCGAAGAUAUUAUGCAGUGCGGACCUUGGUGGUCUGUUUUACCCUGGCUCGUGCAGUCAACUUUGAUCCUAAUUCAUUGGCUAUCUUUUCCUGUGUAUCGUGCAGCUGGAGGUUUCCGCGAUACCUUGGGAACUUUGAAGAGAGCAAUAAGGCUGCUCCACGUACUCAGCGAGCGCAAUCUCUCUGCCAGUCGAGCCUGGAGCCGAUGCAACCUUAUGUUGCGUGCAGUAGCAGCUAAGUCUGAUGUGGACGUUAAUGAUCUUCCAGUGGAGACUCUAUUUCAUGGUACUCCUCCUUCAGCACACGGCACACUAAAUACUAGAGGAGUGCCUUCACAUGAGGCCAAGGCACCUUUUCAACACUUCCCCGUCACCCGUACGAUUCUCACGAGCAACCAGGCGUCUUCACCUCUUCAAAACCAUGUCGGUGUAAAUGGUUUUAUGCUUUUUGAUCCCCUGCUCGGAUGGAGGGAACCUAUUGACGUGAACCGUACAGAAGGGGGGUUCUAUCACACUGCCACCUAUUGA
Messenger RNA from Exophiala spinifera, 2190 nucleotides. RefSeq lists its product as uncharacterized. Gene Ontology annotation, molecular function: DNA binding; zinc ion binding. Gene Ontology annotation, biological process: DNA-templated transcription. Bases 1 to 2190 code for a protein of 729 amino acids. Lineage: Eukaryota; Fungi; Ascomycota; Eurotiomycetes; Chaetothyriales; Herpotrichiellaceae. The transcript is spliced from 2 exons. The record is from RefSeq and is a predicted model, not a curated record.